UUGUUUCGUGUAGUUCUCCUAUUAUUGGUGUCGCCAAAUAUCGCAUCAGCCUCAAAAAUACUGGUGAUGGCUCCAACUGCGUCUAUUAGCCACCAGAAGGCGUUCCACGUUGUGACAAAGGCGCUACUAGAAAGAGGUCAUGAAGUUACCUUGUUUACAUCGGAUCCGCUCAAGAUAAAUCACCAGAAUCUAACCGAGAUCGACCUGUCUUCUUCAUAUAAACUGAUAAGGGAGAUAGACAUUAUAGGCAUGGCUAGCAAGACACCCCUGGACUCUCUCUCUAUCCUGGUAACCAUGCCAUCGCCGGUUAAGGCCCAACUGAAAGAGCCAGCAGUACAGGAUUUCAUCAGGAGAAACCAAACCUUUGACUUGAUGAUCAUCGAGCGUCUGCCUUACCAAGGCUACUAUGGACUGCACCACAAGGUUGGUUCACCACCGCUGGUCGGGUUCGUGACGUUGUCUGCGUUCUCGCCUGUGUAUUACGCCUUGGGGAACCACAUGAAUCCAGCCUACAUCCCUGAAAUCUGGGAGGGCUUCUCUGAUCACAUGAACUUUUGGCAGCGACUGUACAACACGUACUUUGCACUACGUUUCCACUAUAUGUGGUUCUACGAAAUACUUCCGAUACAGGAGACGAUUAUGAGGGAACAUUUCGGAGCGGAACCACCUUCUGUUUACGAAACGGAGCGCAACUACAGCCUACUCAUUGUCAACAACCACUUUACCACGGAGUAUCCGCGGCCUCAUCUACCGAGCGUCAUAGAAGUCACGGGACUCCACGUAUCGACCAAGGUUGAUCGAUUACCAGAGAACCUACAGAAAUUCAUAGACGGAGCCGAACACGGCGUCAUCUACGUCAGUCUUGGAUCCAACGUCCGGAGCAACGCACUGCCCCGGGAGAAGUUCCAGGCUUUUCUGGAGGCGUUCAGACAGCUGCCGCAACGCGUCCUCUGGAAGUGGGAGAACGACACACUGCCUUCCCAGCCGGAGAACGUGAUGGUCAGCAAGUGGAUGCCGCAACAAUCCGUGCUGGCUCAUCCAAACGUUCGCCUCUUCAUAACGCAAGGAGGUCUCCAGAGCAUGAAUGAGGCGACGUACCACGCUGUUCCACUUGUGGUCAUACCUUUCUUCGCCGACCAGCCGUUCAACGCCGCCAAGGUUUCGCAGGCGGAGAUUGGAGUCAGGCUGCACUACCAUGACGUCACUAAGGACAACCUGCUGGCCGCCGUACGAACCGUUCUGGAGGAAUCAAAAUACAAAAAUAACAUGAAGAGACUGUCGGCCGUGUUCCGCGAGCACAAGGCGGACUCGCUGGAGCGCGCCGUGUGGUGGAUCGAGUACGUGAUCCGCCACAGGGGGGCCCCACACCUGCGCAGCGCCGCCCUCCACCUGCACUGGUGGCAGCUGCUGCUGCUCGACGUCGUCGCCUUCCUGCUGGCGGUCGCCGCCCUCACGCUCUACGUCGUCUACUCCGUCUGGUGGCGGAUACUUUCCUUCUUCAAAGGCAGCAAACCCAACCAGAAACAGAAGAAACAAUGA
Messenger RNA from Schistocerca cancellata (South American locust), 1539 nucleotides. RefSeq names its product UDP-glucosyltransferase 2-like. The record is from RefSeq and is a predicted model, not a curated record. Gene Ontology annotation, molecular function: UDP-glycosyltransferase activity. Bases 67 to 1539 code for a protein of 490 amino acids. The transcript has 6 exons. Lineage: Eukaryota; Metazoa; Arthropoda; Insecta; Orthoptera; Acrididae.